UCAGACAUCGAUUGGUCUCCCAGCUGAUAGAUUGUACCACUGAUGGAGUCUCCACGAAUGUGUAAGGAGCUCAACUAGUUGGAGCAGAAAAGCCCAACCCUGAGCUGAAGCCAAGGGCCAGCAGCACCCGCCGCCGCCGCCGCCGCAGCAGCAGCAGCAGGAGCAGCGGCAGCACCAGAGGCGGCAGCAACAGCAGCAUGCGCUCUGACUGUCACACACCAGCUGCUGCCGCCACAGCUGCCUGGAACACACUCUGAAGACUCUCCCGACCAGAGCCGGGCUUCUUCCUAAUUAAUCUCAGCAAGCGGACAGCCCUGUACUCCUAGCGGCUGCCAGGGAAUGAUGUCUGCUCUUCCCACACCAAGUUGAGGGAGUCCCGCUUUUGCCUACUAGCUGGGAGAAGCAGCACUAUUGAGAAGAGGAAAGAAAGAGAGAGGAGAGAGAAAGAUGAACUGAAGAGUAAACAUGUAUGGAAAUUACUCUCACUUCAUGAAGUUUCCUGCAGGCUUUGGCAGUUCUCUCAGUCACACUAACUCCACAUCUAUGAGCCCAUCACCAGCCCUGGCCACAGGAAAAUCACCGGACAGUCACUCCAACUACAUUGAGGCCCCAGUCAGUGUUCCAAGGACACUUGCCUCCCCACUGAAUGCCAUCGCGUCUCCUCUGAAUGCUCUGGGCUCUUCAUACAGGGUCAUUACAUCAGCCAUAGGACCUCAUUCAUUAUCCCUGGCUACCUCUCCAGGUGUCAACAUGGUUGGUCCACCUAGCUCUCAGCUCAAUGUCAUGAACAAUGUCAGAAGCUCAGAUGAUGUCAAGCCUUUGCCAGGGAUUCAAGGAAUGGGAACCAUGAGCUAUCCAUCCACUAGUCCAGGCUCCCUUGCCAAACAUAUCUGUGCCAUCUGUGGAGACAGAUCCUCAGGAAAGCACUAUGGGGUAUACAGUUGUGAAGGUUGUAAAGGAUUCUUCAAGAGGACCAUAAGGAAAGACCUCAUCUAUACAUGCCGGGAUAACAAGGACUGCCUCAUUGAUAAGCGCCAACGUAACCGCUGCCAAUAUUGCCGCUAUCAGAAGUGCCUUGUCAUGGGUAUGAAGAGGGAAGCUGUGCAAGAAGAGAGGCAGAGAAGUCGGGAGAGGUCUGAGAAUGAAGUGGAGUCCACCAGCAGUGGCCAUGAAGACAUGCCCGUGGAGAGGAUCCUAGAAGCCGAGCUCGCUGUUGAACCAAAGACUGAAUCCUAUGGUAACACAAACAUGGAGAAUUCAACAAAUGAUCCCGUCACCAAUAUAUGCCAUGCUGCUGAUAAGCAGCUCUUUACUCUUGUUGAAUGGGCCAAACGCAUCCCCCACUUCUCUGACCUCACUUUGGAAGACCAAGUUAUUCUUCUUCGAGCAGGCUGGAAUGAAUUGCUGAUUGCCUCCUUCUCCCAUCGCUCCGUGACUGUACAGGAUGGAAUCCUCCUGGCCACUGGUUUACAUGUUCACCGAAGCAGUGCCCAUAGUGCCGGUGUGGGGUCCAUCUUUGACAGAGUUCUCACUGAGCUGGUUUCUAAAAUGAAAGACAUGCAGAUGGAUAAAUCCGAGUUAGGCUGCCUGCGGGCCAUUGUCCUGUUUAACCCAGAUGCUAAGGGUUUGUCCAACCCCUCUGAAGUGGAAGCUCUCCGAGAGAAGGUUUAUGCUACCCUUGAAGCAUACACCAAGCAAAAAUACCCUGAUCAGCCUGGCAGGUUUGCCAAGCUCCUGCUUCGACUCCCGGCCCUCAGGUCCAUCGGCUUGAAAUGUCUUGAGCACCUCUUUUUCUUCAAGCUCAUUGGAGACACACCCAUUGAUACUUUUCUCAUGGAGAUGCUGGAAACCCCUCUCCAGAUUACCUGAAUCCUUCAAUUUUAGCUCAUCAUACCUGGGGAUUUUCCAGGGCCCAGGACCCUGUGAUCCUCCUCUUCUGCACAUUCUCCUCCCAGCUUCCCAACAAUCUUGACUCUCUUCCCCAUAAUGUGACAGCUUGUAAUAAAGAAAGCCUUUUUACACGA
Molecule: messenger RNA, 2024 nt
Organism: Sarcophilus harrisii (Tasmanian devil)
Lineage: Eukaryota; Metazoa; Chordata; Mammalia; Dasyuromorphia; Dasyuridae
Gene: RXRG
Product: retinoid X receptor gamma
Exons: 10
Coding region: 466-1869 (467 amino acids)
Biological process (GO): positive regulation of transcription by RNA polymerase II; response to retinoic acid; retinoic acid receptor signaling pathway
Cellular component (GO): RNA polymerase II transcription regulator complex; nucleus
Molecular function (GO): zinc ion binding; nuclear steroid receptor activity; retinoic acid-responsive element binding
Source: RefSeq, a predicted model, not a curated record